Messenger RNA from Cyanistes caeruleus (blue tit), 2655 nucleotides. The record is from RefSeq and is a predicted model, not a curated record. NCBI's taxonomy places the organism in Eukaryota, Metazoa, Chordata, Aves, Passeriformes, Paridae.
UCGGCAAGGGGCGCGAGGCCUGGAAAGGAGGCGGAUGGUGCCAGGCGCUUCAGGUGUGCUGCAGAGACCGCAGCGGGAUGGCGGCCUGAAGCAUGCGAUUGUUUGCUGUAUAGUGGGAGCCUUGGGAACCCAGCAGCCCCACCUUCUGCUGCACUUAAGGGCUCGGGCAUUGUUUUUUUUAUUUCUUGCGAUUUAGAAAAAGUUAUUUCCCGUAAGUAGUCCUGAAAGGGACGAUGCAGUUAAGAACUUUGUUAUUGAAAUGUGGUGCAGAAAAGUGUCAUGCAGAACAGGGUGGUAGGAUUUGAAGAGAUGGGAGUUAUUCAAAUGUUGUGAGGGAAUCCAAUUCUUUGUAGAACCUGCACUUGAGUCAAGAGCCAUGUGGUCAGCCAAUGAAAUCGCUGGGCUAUGUUACCUGCAUUAUAGGACCAGACUUCCUAAGCAGGGGAAACCAGAUCCAAACAGGGAAUGGACUUCCCUGGCAGCUGUUGUCAAAGUGGAAUCUGCAGCCCAAAGAGAGGCUCUCGAUAGUCCAGGAAACCUGGAGGUAACUAAGGAAGUUGUUGCUAUGGGAACUGGAACAAAAUGCAUUGGCCAAAAGAAAAUGCGAAAAACUGGAGAUAUUCUGAAUGACAGCCAUGCUGAAAUUUUGGCCAAGAGGAGCUUCCAGAGGUAUCUUCUCCAUCAGUUGUGGCUUGCAGCUUCCCAUCAGCAAUGUAUCUUUAGUCCGGGAACUGAAACUGGGAAAUGGAAACUCAAACCAAAUAUCAUAUUUAUUUUCUUCUCCAGUCAUACCCCAUGUGGAGAUGCUUCUAUUUUUCCAAUCAGUGAACCACAGAACCAGUUUUCUAAGCCAGUGACUGGAGGUUAUGCCGUUGGACAAUCUGCAGAAUGCAGAAGUAACCAUAAUCACUUGUAUCCAGAAGAUAAAAGGAAAUCAGAGAAGAUGGCAAGUAAUCAUAUAAUCAAGAGAAUGAAAAGUGAUGAUGCUGAUUGUUUUUCCAUAAUCACUGAAGACCUGGCUGUUCAUGAAUCUGUGAAACAAAAAGACGCAAAUCAAAAGAGCUGUAAAUGUUCUGCAGAGAUGCAAACAACUAAUGAGACAGGCUUAGUGAGACCAAGGGUAGUAGAUGUUCAUAGAACUGGAGCAAAAUGUGUACCUGGAGAGUUGGAUGAUGCCCGAAUACCUGGACUGGGGUACCACUGUGUAGGAUUAUUACGAGUGAAGCCAGGUCGAGGAGACCGAACAUGCUCUAUGUCCUGCAGUGAUAAACUGGCUCGCUGGAAUGUGUUAGGGUGUCAAGGAGCUCUUCUGAUGCAUUUUCUGCAGUAUCCAGUGUAUCUGUCUGCAGUUGUAGUGGGGAAGUGUCCGUAUAGCCAAGAAGCUAUGCAGAGAGCAGUUAUUGAAAGGUGUCAGCACAUCUCAUCUUUACCAGAUGGUUUUCUCACUCAGGAGGUUAAGCUGCUGCAAUCAGAUCUUCAAUUUGAACACAGCCAUCAGGCAAUUCAGGAAGUUCAAAGUAACAGCAAAACAAAGCUUGUUCCUUGCAGUGCAGCUAUCAGUUGGAGUGCAGUCCCUGAACAACCUCUGGAUGUCACCUCAGACGGCUUCCGCCAGGGAACAACAAAGAAGGGGAUUGGGAGCCAUCAGAGUAGGAUGAAGACUCUAAAAACCUACUGGGACUACAAGGAAGCUGCAUUAAGUUAUCAAGAAGCCUGGAGAGUGCUGCGUAGCCAAGCUCUGCUGGGUUGGGUCAAGAAUGCCAAGGAAUACCUGCACUUCACAUGAGAAUCCAUGCAACUGUGUGAAUCCAGGAAUAAGCUCUGGUCUACAGCAGAUACCUCUGCAGUUCAAGGACCAGAAAAAUACGCGCUCUAGUUUAUGUGCUGUAAAGAGACAGGAGUGAAAAGGAAAGCAAUUUAGAGAAUACUUUAUUUUUACUGAGUUGAAUCCCCCUUUUUAUUGAAAUACAGAAAAGGAUCAUUGCUGACUUAAAAUUCUGAGCUGCAUGAAACAAUAUCCCUCCAAAAGGAAAGAAGCAGUGAUGUGCUAUCCUAGUAUCUGAGGAUAUGAUCUACCAGCCAUAGUCCCUGCAGUGAAAGUAAUAUCAACUGAAAUCGAAGCAGUACCAUGGAAAAGUUUAGUGCUGCUUUUCUCUUCCACUUCUCAUAAUGUUGUGGUUGUUUUUCUGUUGCUGAAACAACCCUAAUGUAUAGUAAGUAAUACUUUCAUAACUCUGAGCUCUUUUUGUCUGGUGACUGGAAGAAUUUUCUGUGUCCCCCAGCCCCAUUGCUUUAACUAGAAAAACUAGUUCUGUUAAAGUGUCUUUUUUUUUCUGGGAAUCUUUCAUAUAUGCUGCUUUUUAUUAAACAUAGCCAUAGAUAUCACCACAGCAGAAGCAAAAGCACUGGGGAGGAGUCUGUGUCAAAUAAUACCACUUAUGCUAUCUUGUGCAUCUCAAUUUCAGGACUUUGCCAGAUAACCUUUCAUCUGCUUCUGUAGGAAGGAAAGCAAGCUCCUGAAUGACUUGGUUCAAAUUAGCCAAUCCUAUGUAAUUACAGGCAUACAUUUAUCUAAUUUUAAGUGUUUCAAGCACUGUCCAUCUCCGUGCCCUCCCUGUGGGAAAUGGUCAAUUAAAAGCAGAAUUGCUUCAGCCA